AGGCCAUUUUGGGUGGUUUUCAGCCCCGGAGGACCCCGCACCAUCGAGACUCCACCCAGAGCGGCCGCGUCGCUCCGCCCCGCGCAUGCGCGGAGGACGGGAGCGGCACAGAGCGGCGGAGGGCUGAACCGGGAGGCGGAACCGGAACCGGGAGGCGGAACCGGAACCGGAAGCGGCGCCAUGGCCGGAUACGCGGUGGCCAACGACCGGCUCCGGGUGCUGGAGGAGCUGGAGAGAGAGAUUGCGGCUGCGCUGCAGAGCGCGGGCCUGGUGAUCCUGGAGCUGUCCAAGGAGAAGCCAGGGGAGCGGCUGCUGGAGCGCCAGGCAGCUCAGUUCAGUGCUGCUGUGCUCAAGGUGGAGGCUGAGCUCUCGGCACAGAUCCGGUACCUCACACAGGUGGCCACGGGGCAGCCCCACGAGGGCUCCACUUACGGGGCCCGCAAGAGCUGCCAACUGGCCCUGAACCGCCUGGAUUACGCUCGGCUCAAGCUGGGGGACGUGGCCCGAGCCUGCGAGCAGCUCCUGGACGCCUGAUUUUGGGGCCAAACCCGACGAUUUCGGGGUCAAACCCCACGAUUUUGGGGCCAAAAACGACGAUUUUGGGGCUUUCAAUAAACUCCGCUGAGGGGA
This is a messenger RNA of Melopsittacus undulatus (budgerigar), 630 nucleotides long. It is a transcript of the gene MED11, whose product is annotated as mediator complex subunit 11. Gene Ontology annotation, cellular component: mediator complex. Gene Ontology annotation, molecular function: transcription coregulator activity. Lineage: Eukaryota; Metazoa; Chordata; Aves; Psittaciformes; Psittaculidae. The record is from RefSeq and is a predicted model, not a curated record. The transcript has 3 exons. Gene Ontology annotation, biological process: regulation of transcription by RNA polymerase II. Bases 181 to 534 code for a protein of 117 amino acids.